AUGAAACUCACAGACACUCGGACAAAAGUCAAGCAGACAAUCCCAGCAAAAGAAAAAGAGCUGAAGAAGAUGAAAAUGGACAUCACAUCCCAUUCAAUAAGUUCUAGGGAUUCUGCAAAGGACGCUGUGAAGAACAGUAAGAGAGUCUUCACUGAAUUAGUCAAACUUAUUGAGAAAAAAAGUAAUGAAGUAAUUGAAAAGAUAAAAGCUCAAGAAAAGGCUGAUCUGGACCAAGGUGCAAAACUACAAGAUAAGCUGGAGGAGGAAAUCACUGAGCUGAAGAAGAGGGAAGGAGUCCUAGAUACACUUCUACAGACAGAUGACAACAUCCAAUUUCUUCAGAAUUAUGAGUCUGUGUCCUCUUCUUCUGGGUCUAAUGGCUUUCCCAGUCACUCUUUUAAGCCUUGCUGCUCUUAUACGGAUGUAAACAAACUUGUCUGUGAACUUAAAGAGCAACUGGAGACUGUUUUCAACCAGGAAAUAAAUGAAACAUUAAAAAAAGUUUCAGAUCUGGCAACAAAGAACAAUCCAGUUUGCAUUAAGGAUGGAGACAGUGUCAAAGUGAAGUCUUCUGUUAAAACCCAUGUGUCAGGAUUUUCAACUCUCACCUGCAAUAUUAAAAUAGGAGACAAGGUCUGUGUGAAGCCAUCUGUUGAAACUCCAAAAUAUCUAUGGGGUUCAGUCAAGCGUAAAAGCAUUGGCAGAGUUAUAAAUGUGCAGGGUGAGACUGUAACAGUAGAUUUCCCUGAGCAGGAAGGUUGGAUUGGUGAAGUUUCUGAAAUGGACCUUGUAGUCAGUGCAGAUUUAGGGUCCCCGACUCAUGACUGCUUCAAGAUAGGAAACAGAGUCAGAGUGAGAUCUUCAGUGAAAGAACCAAAACAUGGAUGGGGAUCAGUCACUCACAACAGCAUCGGUGUCAUUACAAAAAUUCAAGGAGAGUCUUUGACUGUGUAUUUCCCUGAGCAGAUGGAUUGGACUGGUGUACUUUCAGAGAUGGAGCUCAUGAGCGGUGAUGUUUCAGAAUGCCUCAGUUUAAGCCCUGGAGCGAGGGUCCGUGUUAAACCCACCAUCAGCACUCCAGCACAUGGCUGGGGAAGUGUCACCAUGCACAGCAUUGGAGUUGUUGUAGCUAUAGAUGGCACCAAAGUGACUGUGAACUUCCCUGAGCAGUCUAAAUGGACUGGCACUGUCUCAGAGAUGGAGGCUGUACCUUAAUGAUGAUACACAGCAUCCAGGAGCAGUUAAUAACAUUUUUACUGUGCAAGGGUGUAAAAUAUAGAGAUGUUUAUGAAAAAUUAGGUUGAUGUUAACAGGUGUAGAGUCUUAUGCACAGAUUAUUAAUGCCCACUGGGACCCACUAGGAUGGCCUGAUCCUAACAGUCUAAAUUUUAUUUUUCAGUGUCCUUGUUACAUUACUAUAGUUGUUGAAGCCAUUUCUAUGGAAGUAAUAAUAUUUUGAGUUUAUUUGGUAAAAUCUGAGAAAAACCUGUGUUGCAAAUGAAACGUAGAAAUUGGAAUGUAAACAGUUAGCCAGUGAUCUAGUAUAAUGUAAUUUGAUUGGCUGUUAGAUUUAGAAUGAAAGAAAUAGAACCCUGCGAAACAGUCAGAAGCCACUGGACUUUGGAGCAACACAGUCUUUUGACCUACACGGAACUGCACAGUUAAUUUGUAAGAAAAGUAAAGAUCCUAAGUUUUUAUUAUUAUUUUUUUUUAUGUUUUGAGAUUAUUAAUUAAUAGAGUCAAAUGAUUAAACAGUCAAAUGAAGAACUUUGGAUUCAAGACUUUUAUUCACUGACAUUUUGUGUUGAGUACAAAAGAACUUUGAAGUCCUAAGCUAGUGAGUCAGCUUGUUGCACUCACAAUAGUAAUAACUAUAAAAUAUGUGUUAUUGCAUGCAACUAACCCUAAACCAAACCCUAAUUCUAACAUGUAGUUAAGUAAUAUUACUCAGUAUUUAAAUGUAUAAUUACACUGUAACAAGGACACCUUAAAAUAAAGUGUAACCAGACCUAUUUUAAAUGUUACAUUUACCUAAAGAUUGCAUAAGAAGG
Molecule: messenger RNA, 2051 nt
Organism: Ctenopharyngodon idella (grass carp)
Lineage: Eukaryota; Metazoa; Chordata; Actinopteri; Cypriniformes; Xenocyprididae
Exons: 10
Coding region: 1-1215 (404 amino acids)
Biological process (GO): defense response; abscisic acid-activated signaling pathway; protein ubiquitination
Molecular function (GO): ubiquitin-protein transferase activity
Source: RefSeq, a predicted model, not a curated record